ACACUAAACUCUAAUACGUGUCUAGAAUGACCGACAGACCGUGAUCCCGGCUACUCCAGUAAGAUGUCACAGUGAAAGAGGAGGCAGGCGCAGUGACCCAUCCCAUGAAUGGGGAAUAAUAACGGCAAUGCUCUCAGUUGCCGCCCCGACCGAGUAUGGAUCAUCUUCAUUAUCUCUUCAGUGGCCCCGUUUGUUGGCGGUCUCGUCGCUAUCAUGUCUUGGAGAAUGACGGUACAUCUGAUACGGUAUUGUAAGAUGCGAAAAAGGAGACGAGAUCAAGACAGCGAAGAAAUAUACUUCAGCUGCAUAAGGUUUAUUCGGCGAGUGUACAACAUUCAACGAAGAGUAGUCCAAUUUGCUGAGGACAUUAGUUAUCCUAAAACUAAAAAAGGAAGGGCCAUGACCUGGGUUCAGCUUCUCAUGAACCUCAUAGCUAUAGGUUCAUUUGCCGCUCAGACGCCUGCAGAUAUUGAGAGAUGUGUGAAACUCACAGAGAUAACUAUCAUUGUUGAUCUUAUCUGUAAUAUAUUUUUCUUAUGGAGAUUUGUUGUUAUGUAUAUAGUAUCCAAAGACAAGCUAUGUUUUUGGGUAGAAAUUGGCUCUUUGAUAGAUUUUUGUACGAUUCCUCCUGCUCUUGUAACCUUUGGGGUAGGGAAAACUUGGCUUGGGCUGCGGUUUGUAAGAUGUCUAAAACUCUUAUCGUUUGGUGACGACAUCGCUGCAGUAAAGCUUAUAUCUUCACAUAAAAUGCUGACACUGUCUCGAACUCUGUGUCAGUUCGUCAGUUUCUGGCUCACAGCUGCGGGAUUAUAUUUCUUGGUGGCGAGAAUGUCGGACUCGGGCAACAAAAUCCACUUCUUUGAAUGCAUGUACUUUUUAUUAGUCACAAUUUCAACAAUUGGGUAUGGUGACUUGAAGCCAGAAACAACUACGACCCGUUUAGUUGUAAUAGUAUUAAUAGCCGUAGGGCUGGCUGUAUUCGCUUCAUUCGGUCCGGCUGUGAUAGAGAUGUUUAAAAAGAGUCCCCCAUAUGUGCUUGACUACGAUGACAGCAAAAGCAGUCACGUGGUGGUGUGCGGGUACAUAAACACGAGUACAGUUAGCAACUUCAUGAGAGACUUCCUACAUCCUGAGAACGAGGACCACGAAACUACAGCGGUCUUUCUCAAUACAAUACCGCCGCCGGAAGACUUACAAAAUCUGAUGCACCGAAACUUUUAUAGAUGCCAAUAUUACCAGGGAAGCCCGUUGCGAGCAGGUGAUCUGGCCCGAGUGAAGCUGUCCACAGCUAAAGCUUGUCUCGUUAUCGCUAAUAAACACUCGGCUGAGCCCGACGCAGAGGAUGCGGCUAAUAUUCUCAGAGUGAUAUCUAUAAAGAAUUACAAGUCAGAUGUUAGAGUAAUAAUACAAAUCCUAAAUUACCAUAACGAAGAACAUCUAUUUAAUGUACCUGACUGGAACCACCAGCUCUAUGGUGACGAAGUUAUCUGCAUCAAUGAGUUAAAGCUGGGGCUACUUGGUAAAAGCUGCCUGUGUCCUGGGUUCAGUACUAUGAUCGCCAAUCUCAUCAUGAUGAGUUCGUUCCACCCCAGUAACUACAGUAAAGAUGUGAGAUCUAAUUGGGAGUAUGAGUACGGGUACGGUGCUUCUAACGAGCUCUAUACCGGUUCUCUAAGUAGUGACUUCCUUGAUAUGACUUUCCCUGAAGUUGCAGAGAUUUGUUUGAUAAAACUUCACAUACUGCUGAUUGGAGUUGAAACCAAUUCUUCUUCAACUGGGAUUUUGUUCAACCCGAGUCCUCAUAUAUUCAGAUUCAGACAAGGCACUCAAGGGAUCUUCAUUGCUCAAAAUCCAACCGUAAUUAAGAGUGCGGCGCUGUUUUGUUUCAAGUGUCACGAAUACGCUAUACAGUCCGAGAUUGUUAAAUGUACCUGCGAUAAAAGUGAUUCGGGUUACACCAACAACAGGUCUAACUCUAACUCAACUUCUAAACCAAAAACACAGAAGAAAAAGAAACAGAGUGAAUAUGUACCUUACUGGAAACGGCUCUCACAAGAGGAGCGAGCCAAGAUGGACGAGAGACUCACUCUGGAUGGUUCUGGAACCUUCCACUGGCGGGAAUCGUGCCUUCUGGAAGAAGUUACCAUGACCAAAGAAGAUGUUGCUACACUCACAGACCACAUUAUCGUGUGUGUGUUUGGAGAUAACAACGCUCCUACAGUGGGUCUAAGAAAUCUACUCCUGCCACUAAGGAAUAGCAACCUUCCUUCAGUAGAAGUUAAGAAGGUCCUGUUGCUAGGAAAGAAGGAGUAUAUAGAAAAAGAGUGGAAGGAUAUUGAUGAGUUCCAAGACGUUUAUUUCAUGGAGGGCUCACCUAUCAGAAGAGAAGAUGUGAUAUCGGCGGGAGUUCAAAACUGUCUGAUGUGUCUCAUCCUGUCCUCGGCUCUACAAAGCAAGGCUACCGACCCCAACCUGGUGGACAAGGAGACUAUUCUCUCUUUCUUACAGAUUAAAGGAUGCCGGGGCACCGAGAGUACGGACACACCCAACACAACCAAAUAUCGGCUGUCGGAGAAACCCAUCAGAAACCGAGCCCAGAUCCCCAUAAUAUCAGAAAUAGUUAACGAUUCGAACGUGCAAUUCAUGGAAAAAUCUAAAGACUCGGGUGUUGGAGCCCUGUACAUGGCUUUACCUUUCACACGGGGCCAAGCCUUUAUCGUUUCAGUACUGGAUGCCAUACUGUCUUUGACAUUCUACAACGAAAAGUUGAUGAGUAUUAUAAGAACUUUGAUCACUGGAAUCGGAAACAGUCAUAAAAACGAAACAGCAGACAACUACCUCCCCGAGAACAGCGAGGAGGAUGUGAUGUACUAUCAGCCCUGGUUGAGAACUAGGAUGUCCUGUAGAAUAGCUCAGAUCUCCCUACGAGACGAGAGAUUCUCUAGAUUCAGGGUUUAUGGUGAACUGUUUGUAUAUUUGCUUCACAACUAUUCGAUGCUAGCCCUCGGAUUGUACCGCAGUUACCAGUGGGCUAAUAAAGGAAUCAAAGGGAAAAGUACCAAAGCAAGAGAUAAUCAUAACGAAGAUAGAUAUGUAACGACAGCUCCUUCAUACGAUGCGAAACUCAGGCCAAACGACAAGGUUUUCGUUCUGGCACAAUCGGAAAUGGAGCUUCCUUUCCCACUUGAAAUGGGGAAAAAUGAAAUGGAUGGGUCCGAUGACGAUGGAAUGUCGUAUCAAACUAGCAGAGCAGCCGGCUACCUACGAGUUUAGGAAAUCCUUUAGUCAGUUCAAUAUUACAAUAGUAGAAACCUCUCCACCCGCUUCUAUGAGGCCAAUGUCGGACGUUUCCGUUCCUAUCGCAGUGGAGGAAAUCCAGCCAGUAACUCAACCUUCCAACCCUGGUAAUAACACUGACGAGCCAGGUCUCCCAGUCGGGGAACCUGCCCCUAAAGGAGAGGAUCUAGUAUCCCACACUGUGGAGCUCCCCGCCGUCUACACUACUGACAACUCCGAAACUCUGAAGGCUCCCAAUAACGCCAGCAAUGAUAUUGCACACCUUAUUGCAUGACGGUGAUUUGGCUACAGUUUACAUCCACAAAGUGCCAGAGUUUGGAUCCACUACGUCGGGCUCGUUAUUGUGUUUCUCAAAAGGGGACAAGUUUCUGUCACGGUCAGUAAAAUAGAAAGAUUUCUCGGGAAAAAUUGCAUCAGAAUCAUAGUGACCAGCUGGGAUCAGGUUUGAUAAAAGUUUGCGUGAGACCGGAUUUGGAUAUUUGAAUAUAUCGUAUGCAGCAGAAAUUAACCCGAAGGUUUUGAACAUGCAAAGAAGAAAAACUCGGUCCAUUGAACGAUCAAAAUUUAAAACUCAAAAUAUGAUAUCGUUAAAACGUUAAAAGAUGCAAUACCCUGUUCAUCUUGAGCAAUACAUUUUAAUCCUGACCUUCAAAUAACUAAAAGUCGUUUGUAACUGCUAUCGUGACGAAACUUUGGUAAACAUUUAGAUUAAUUUAUUUUACGUUUUUAGAUUUUUACCGCCCUGGCCAGUUCCGUUUGUGUUCGUUGAUGAGGAAUUCGAGUAAUUUGAAAAUUGCGAUUUUUAUUUAUGUAGUUUAAAGGAUUUGGAACUCUGUUACUGUAUUGGCUGAUGUCGUAGAAUUUUAGUUUAAUACUUACUUGACGAGGAUUUGUACCAUGAAAAUCCCACGAUGCCAACUUUAAUCUUUUAUCCGAGUUCGGCAUCAAAUCUAAAAGUGAGAAGAGAGGAAUUUUGAUGUUAUCUUUCUUGCUUUCAUCGUUUAGGUUUGUAACUAUUUUAGUCAUGCCAAGUUUUAUAAAAAGUUAAUUUUUAGAUUUUGUAAUGAAAAGAUUCAGUGUCUUAAUUAGAUCUUUCAGUUUAUGAAAUAAAAUAUUCAAAGAAUAAUAAAAUGAAUAAA
This is a messenger RNA of Bolinopsis microptera, 4436 nucleotides long. Its product is annotated as calcium-activated potassium channel slowpoke-like. The coding region runs from base 109 to 3273 and encodes 1054 amino acids. Lineage: Eukaryota; Metazoa; Ctenophora; Tentaculata; Lobata; Bolinopsidae. The record is from RefSeq and is a predicted model, not a curated record. Gene Ontology annotation, cellular component: membrane. Gene Ontology annotation, molecular function: large conductance calcium-activated potassium channel activity. The transcript is spliced from 31 exons. Gene Ontology annotation, biological process: potassium ion transmembrane transport.